UGCGAUAAAAGAACUUGAACAUCACCACUACCAAAACUUGUCUCUGAUUGAAUCACACUGCUGUCACUUGCGGUUUAUACUGUGUUUGCUUCUUUAUAUUGGUGUUUAUCAUCAGAUUUUAUUUGUAAGAUGUCCUUGCAUAUUGGCAAUUUAUCAUCUCGCACUCGUAGAGCUGAGCUUGAACGUGUUUUUCGAAAGUUUGGACAAUGUGAUAUACGAUUGAAAGAUGGAUAUGGUUUUAUAGUAUAUGAUUUCCCUCCGAAUGCAGAAAAAGCUUUAAGAGCACUACAAGGAAGAAAUAUCUGUGGGCAGCCAUUGACUCUUACACGGUCUAAUAAACAACCCACCUCUCUUAAAAAAUUUGCAAAGGCUGCUAGAUUCUAUGAGCCACAAUAUGCGAGUUUUGCUAGAGGAAGAGAUUAUAGUAACAGGAAACUGCAUUCAAUUGGUCUACAAAAUAACAGGUCUGGUUUUAAGCGACCUGCUAGACAUGGUAGAAACUUUAAUGCAGUUAACAUGCUUCAUGAAGAUAGAAACUACCAUCAGGGUAGAAUUAAUGACUACAUUCAGGAAGAGCAUUUUGAUUAUAGGGAAGAUAUACUAGAUGAAGGUAGGAAUGUUGAACCUGAUGUGGUUGAAAAUGAUAGGUGGGGUGCACACUUAUAUGACCAACCAAAUGAUAAUGGUGUUGACUAUGAAAUGGAGGACCGGUUUGAACGUUACCAAGGUUAUGACAGGAAGCGUGAAGAUGAAAACCAUAACAUGCCCUAUUAUGGUGUUUCACAUGCUCCCCGAAGCCCUGAAGAGAUAAUGAGGGGAGAGAAUCUUUCUGAAGCACAUUUGGAGCCUCCAAAUGAUUUGAAAUCACUGGAAGCCUGCUACUAUUGUGGAGGUUUAGGCCACAAAAUGUGCAGUUGUACCAUGGAAAAUGUUUCAAAAAGAAAUUUCAAGACAAUUAUUCGUUUUAGGCAUGGUGAUGACAUUAAAAGAAGGGCUAGAGGUAAAGGCAAGCUGGAAAGAUAUGAAUCUAGUUCUCAUGGAAAGGGGCAAUCCAGUAAGGAUUCUAUAUCAUUGAGUCGACUUGGUAAUGGUAGGAAAGCUCCUGGUAUUGGAAGGCAUCACAGGUUGAAGCGAAACAGUAGCUCCCCUGAGGCAAAGGAAACUGACAGGGUUUGGAGAAAGGACCAAGGAGGAAAGAAGCAAAGGAGGGAUGAUGGAACUCAGAAGAAUCACAGUGAAAAGGAAGCAAAAAGGUCAGUUUCAUUUCCCCUCAAUUCUGAUUGCACUGAAUCCAUAUCACACUCAUCUCAAUCUUCUAAACCUGUUUCAAGGUCUUGUUUGCACUUUAGAUCAAGAUCAAUAUCUUCCAGAGAACGUUCUGCGUCAUCUGAUUCAAGGUCUAGUUCGACGUCAUGCUAUUCUAGAUCUACCUAUUCGAAGUCUAUGUCAAGGUCGAGCUCUCAUACAUCCUUGUCUGUAUCUGUAUCCCUUGGUCAGCCUUUACCAAUGUCUCCAAACAAGGUGCAGCCGCAUCCGAAUGGCCAUCUGGAUAAUGCUGCCACAUCUGAACCAAAAGAAAUUCUAGUUGAGCAAGGGCUGCUGGAUGGUGAUGCUAGGUUGGAGGAUGCUAAACUUGAAAACAACUUGUUGGCAAUGAGAAAUGAAAAUGUGGUUUCAUCCUCUAAACUGAAAGAUGAAAUGGAUCAAGAGCAGCCUAUGAAAAAGGAUGAUGAGGAUAACGAUAAGGUGUCCUUGUCAUUUUGUGAAAUAACAAAUCCAAGUACACCAUUACCAGAAAAAGUCCUGCUUACACCUGGAAGCUUGAGUUUAGAGCCCUUGAAAGAGACAAAGGAGUUUCAACAUUCUGAAGCAUCAUUGUUGGUGCAUAUUCCUGUACCUAUUGAGAAUCCUAAUUCAGAAGCUCUUGGUAGUUCCCACUCUGGCCGUUCAAUUAGCGUAUCCUCGGAGGAGAUGUGCAUGGUUCUGAAGCACUAUGGCAUGAAACUUCCUGAUGAGAAUGAAAGGCAUUCACCUGUAGAGGAUUAUUUUGGUUCUUCUCGCUUAUGGCCUUGGGAGAUGAUCUAUUAUAGGAGGUUGAAGAAGGGCCCUAUUUCAACUGAAAACUACUCUCGGCGGGUGGCUCAGAAUCAGGAAUUUGGUAUCAUUGACAAGUAUAUACGAAGUAGUAGUGGAUGGGGAGAAUCAGUUAAAGACUACCCUUGAAAGUUUUAUGUGCGAUAUGUCAACUUAUUUUUCACACUUAAGACUUUGAGCAUAAUUGGAAUACCUUUCGUUUGAUACUGCUUUUUUUGGACUUCACAUGGAAGAUUUCUGGUGGACUUUUCAUUUAGAAGCUUUUGGCUGGUAAUUUUGUAGAGUAUGUUCAAUACAUUUAAUAGUACUCUACAAGCUGUCAGAUUCUGUUGAUUGUUGUGCACUUCUUCCUUGAAUCAGGUUAAUAAAGCUUUGGUUGUAUUGCUCAA
This is a messenger RNA of Pistacia vera, 2483 nucleotides long. RefSeq names its product serine/arginine-rich splicing factor 4-like. The record is from RefSeq and is a predicted model, not a curated record. Lineage: Eukaryota; Viridiplantae; Streptophyta; Magnoliopsida; Sapindales; Anacardiaceae. Gene Ontology annotation, molecular function: RNA binding. The transcript has 2 exons. The coding region runs from base 130 to 2223 and encodes 697 amino acids.